AGCCCUAGACAAGCAGCUCCUUCUUUCUAUCUAUGCUAUAAAAUCUUCUGCGUUUUGCCUUCCCCAAUAACCCUGGUUCUGCGACUCGGAGAGAGAGAGAGAGAGAGGCAAUGGUUUCGCUCAAGCUCCAGAAGCGGCUGGCUGCCAGCGUGCUCAAGUGCGGGAGAGGGAAGGUCUGGCUCGACCCCAAUGAAAUCAACGAGAUCUCCAUGGCCAACUCCAGGCAAAACAUAAGGAAACUAGUGAAGGAUGGUUUCAUCAUAAGGAAACCAACAAAGAUCCACUCACGAUCUCGUGCUCGCAGAAUGAAAGAGGCCAAGAGAAAGGGACGCCAUUCUGGAUAUGGUAAACGCAAGGGAACUAGGGAGGCAAGAUUGCCAACAAAAAUUCUUUGGAUGAGGAGAAUGCGUGUGCUGAGGCGCUUGCUUCGCAAGUACAGGGAAUCAAAGAAGAUUGAUAAGCACAUGUACCAUGACAUGUACAUGAAGGUGAAAGGUAAUGUCUUCAAGAACAAGCGGGUGCUCAUGGAGAGUAUUCACAAGUCAAAGGCUGAGAAGGCAAGAGAAAAGACAUUAUCUGACCAAUUUGAGGCAAAGCGUGCUAAGAAUAAGGCAAGCAGGGAAAGAAAAAUAGCUCGCAGGGAGGAGAGAUUGGCUCAGGGACCUGGAGACCGAGCACCUGCCCCUGCACCUCAAGCUGCUGCUGGGGGACCUAAGAAAGCCAAGAAGUGAGACAGCUGAUACGUCUUGAUGAUUAAAAGUGCAGGAUCCAUGCAAGUCUAGUUUGUUUUCAGAACUAUUAUGUUUACUCUUUCACAGCCAAUUUUGUUUAUCAGAGUAUUAUCAGAUUUUCAAACUUAAGAAUGCGGAGUUACUUAAGGUUUUUGUUGAGUGACGGGUUUGUUGUUUGUGAUGAAUUGUUGAAUCAUCAAUUUUCCCUAUCAAGGGACUCUGGUCUGGUUUUGCAA
Messenger RNA from Diospyros lotus (date-plum), 967 nucleotides. Its product is annotated as 60S ribosomal protein L19-1. The record is from RefSeq and is a predicted model, not a curated record. Gene Ontology annotation, molecular function: RNA binding; structural constituent of ribosome. Gene Ontology annotation, cellular component: ribosome; cytosolic large ribosomal subunit. The transcript has 5 exons. Lineage: Eukaryota; Viridiplantae; Streptophyta; Magnoliopsida; Ericales; Ebenaceae. Gene Ontology annotation, biological process: translation. The coding region runs from base 111 to 731 and encodes 206 amino acids.